AGUUGGCAUUGCAGGCAGGAAAAUUCGCUCAGCUGCUAAAGCCCACAAUUUGGCUCAGUAUACACAACGUACCCAAACAGUAAACAACAUUUUGAUAGCACUCUCUUCAAAAAUAGAUUAUUGUUAAACAUUAAAUGAAUAUAUUUAUAUCUUUGCGGGGAAGUGUACAAAAGUAGACAUGAAAUUACGCAGCGGCCGGGAAAUCAACAAGGGGCCGAGUCAUGGUUCUGGCAACGCUGCUGAUGAUGGCAACGCUGGCGGCAGUGGCAACGCUGCCGUCAAUGACGAUGGCCCCAGCUGCUCGAAUUUUGGUGUCAAUGGCCAAGUGAUCAAAAGACGUCCAGUUCGUCGCAUCACUCACAUUGGCCCACAGCAAAUGGCCCUGAUAACCGAGCGUCUGCUGAAUGGCGUGCCAGCUGAUGGCCUGUCAGCUGCCGAGAGCCUGGAACAGGAACAGUAUUCAAAUCUGAGUUCGAAUCCAAAUGCGGAUGUGGAAAUGGGCAUUGUUCAGCUGUUGCCAAACCAGGUGGCCCGAAGGACCAGAAAGAAGGCUAGGAUUAUAACUAACAGAAAUGCUGCUGCCGGCCAGCCAGUUGACAGCGUGGCUGAGGUACGGAGUGAGUCCGGUAGCCACCCGGCCGAGAUCGUCCAGCCAGCGGCAGCAGCAGCAGCAGAUGCAGCGGCGGGGACUGUUACUGUUGCUGUGCCCAAGAAGAAACGUGGAGCACGUCGCAAUCAGAAACCGAAGCGUUUGCCCACCACAAGGCAGAGCAUGCGCUUCAUUAAGCACUUUUUGGCCCAGUGCGAAAAGAAUCCGACUUGCAAUCGCCAGCACCUGGCCGAGAUUGUUGAUAUUGUAAUCCGUUGGCCCCCAAUCAAGGCCCCAGCUCAGCCGGAUAAUGCUGCGAAUGCGCCGGUGGAUGACGAUGAUGAAAAUUCGGAUGUUGUGACAGAUCCACCGACUCCACCCAACACUCCGUCCGACUCUCAAGAUUCAUAGCUGCAAAAUUAUAAAGUUCUAUAUAUAUAUAUAUAUAUAUAUAUAUAUAUAUUGUGUAUAUAUGUAUAAUACCCCCCACCGUUAAUUAGUUUUCAAUUUGUUUGGGAGUUACAAUUUCAAAUGGCGCGUGAAUGCGAGGAUCAAGCUGAAUUACAGCGGCUCAAAAUUUUGUUGAUUCCCAUUUUUUUUUGGAUGUUUGCGUACAAAUUUUGCUUUCUCCAAUAAUUGCUUGUGCGUGUGUUUUGUCACAAGUCAAGCGGAAACGGUUUCCAAUAAAUAGUGUGUGAAUAAGAGUCAA
This is a messenger RNA of Drosophila montana, 1298 nucleotides long. RefSeq lists its product as uncharacterized. The record is from RefSeq and is a predicted model, not a curated record. The coding region runs from base 179 to 1000 and encodes 273 amino acids. Lineage: Eukaryota; Metazoa; Arthropoda; Insecta; Diptera; Drosophilidae. The transcript is spliced from 3 exons.